AUGACCAGCGCUUGGCAUGGAAGGCUAACUAAUGCGCACGACGCAAGCUGUCCAUGCGAUUCCGCCGAGACCCUGCUCUGGAAUAGGAAUUGGUUUAGCAACGCGAUUGGAGUACCGCAUCUGGUGGUGGAAGCAUGCAUGAUUAUGGGACAAAAAGAGCUCGCUGAAGAUGUUGCGAAUUACUGCAUGUUCAUGUCAGGCCGUUCAUAUGAGGUCUUCGAUCUUCCCGUGAAGUUCAUGAUCGGCUCCAAUAUCUUGGACGUAUCGAAGAUUGGCAUCGACGCAGGACUUCUGUCUUCAAGUGAGACUCUUGUCGCUGAUGCCUAUAGUAAAAUCCAUCAGGAAAUCAUCAUCAAAAAUGUAGCCAAUAUCGAUGAGAUCAGGUCUGAUGGUAGUUUCGGUCUGAAAGUCGGGAAUCUAACGCACGCCAACGCUGGAAACCUCAAGGGAAAUCGUAUGAUUUAUAUUAACGAUUACAUGCCAUUCGGAUUCCAUCUGUCAAAUGGAGCCCUUUACACGUACCUGAAAGGCAACGACUACAAAGACAUCGCUGCAGCUUGGGAUUGGAACCUCAUACCGGGAAUCGCUGUCGAUUAUAAUGCGAUGGCGUUGAAUUGCUCGCACAAUCAGUUCCCUUCCACAACCAACGCACCAGUCUACUCUGUCAUUGACCAAAAGCACAAUUCUCUACGGCACAGCAAUGUUGGAUAUAUCCUCGAUCGCAAAAGCUCUAUCUCAUACAGUGUCAAGGAGAAAAGUGGGAAUUGGUCGUCUACCCAGCUUCCUACGGAUGUCACAUUAUUCUCUGCGCGACUACAUCAUAAUGUCCUGAACGCUUCUUUAUCGUACACCGCCUUUCCUGGUACAGACCUUGAUACCUUCCGUUCGAAAAGCCGCCAAUUCUCUCUGCAGUCCACUCAGAACGAUGCUCAGGUCUCAGCGAUCUAUGAUCACGCGCACGAAACUGUCUUUGUUGUGUUUUGGAAUGAUGCAGGUGGCUCCACAAACCUCAAUAUUACACACUUCAAGCACCCAGAUGCCGACAACCUAGUCAUUACCGUCAACGGGAACGUUGCGUUCAUUUAUGAUCAACGCACGAAUAACAUGAGUCUCCGGUCCCUCGUAGAUGCUUAG
Guyanagaster necrorhizus is the source of this 1134-nucleotide messenger RNA. RefSeq lists its product as uncharacterized. Gene Ontology annotation, biological process: carbohydrate metabolic process. The record is from RefSeq and is a predicted model, not a curated record. Gene Ontology annotation, molecular function: lyase activity; carbohydrate binding. NCBI's taxonomy places the organism in Eukaryota, Fungi, Basidiomycota, Agaricomycetes, Agaricales, Physalacriaceae. The coding region runs from base 1 to 1134 and encodes 377 amino acids. Gene Ontology annotation, cellular component: extracellular region. The transcript is spliced from 7 exons.